UAUACUUACCUAAGCCCCAGUUUCUUUUUUAGAUUCUUCUUCUGUUUCUUCUUCCUCGGCGAGAAAUCCCACGUCAAACCAAAAAUCAAACUCUCUCGAAAAAUAACUCAAAUCAGAGUUUUGGAAUUUUUGGUUUCUCUGUCGGGUGUUUAUUGAUCAGCUCAUUCAUCUCCCUGGAGGAAAAAAAAAUAGAAAAGUUUUUGUCUUUCUCAAUCUUUGAAUUAUAAUCCAGGUCAAAGUAAAGGAAAUAAGACUCUGUUCAUCCCGGCCAAUUCUGGUAUUUAUAGAAGACUCAAGCUUUUGUAUUGAGGAUAGAUAGAAAAAGACAGAGAAGAGAGAGAGAGAGAUCCUACUAGGUAUAGAAGACAUUAUAUUAUAUAGUGAGCAUCGGUUCCUCCAUAUAUUACAUUUUCACAAUUUUUGUUGCUGAAAGAGAUAUACUCUGAUUGUUACUUACUGUGACGUGGAGUGUUUGUGCAUGAGACAAGCGAAUUACUUUGGAAGCCUUUAGUUGGAGAAGAAUUUAAUGGGUGCACUUUGCUGCUGCUUGCGUGCUGAUCAAUUGGACGAAUAUGUUAACCCCAACAAUACUAUUUUCAGAUCAUGUCUUUGUCUGGGUUGCAUCUUGAAUGCGUACACAGCAUUAUUCCGGAGAGACGAGAUGCAUCCGAUACCCUCAGCAAUCACGAGUACAGCAACAUUAACCUCUCAGACAUCUAAUGACGACUCUCUAGCCAGCACGUAUCGCUCCCCUCCUAGGCCUUUGCCUUAUGAUGAUCCAAGAUGCUUCCGUUCCCAAAGAAAUUUACUCAAGGGCUCAAGUCAUUCACACGAGGAAUCUGAACCUCUGAGAAGAAGUAAUACUGACACGAGUCAAGAAUACGUAAAGGGGGGUGAGAAAUGGGAUCAGUCUGCUGAAGGUGGGUCAAAAGCAGGCCUGUCCGAGUCCUCAAUGAAACACCAACUGGCAAUGGUGUCAAGUGGAUUUGGUUAUGUCUAUUCAUCAGCAGAAGAUGAAGAUGUCUGCCCAACAUGCCUCGAAGAAUAUACUCCGGAAAAUCCAAAAAUUCUUACACAAUGCUCACACCAUUACCACCUUGUUUGUAUAUAUGAGUGGAUGGAGAGAAGUGAAACCUGUCCUGUCUGUGGAAAGGUGAUGGUAUUUAAUGAAACCAGCUGAUAUUUGCUUCCACAUGAUGGAAAAGAGAAAAAAAUAAAGGAAAGUUUAGGUCUCUGUAAAUAUGUCCGGUGAACGAAGCAGUCAGUCAAACCAAGUAAAAUUGUGAAGGGGGAGAUUUCACUCUAGUACCCAUUUGACUAUCUGAACAAAUACAUGCGUUGCUAUAUACAUCUAUCAGUCAGGCGCUCUCCUGCUCGUCUCAUGUAAAAUAUGUUUCUUUUAGUUCACGUUUAUUUUCAAAAUGUAAUGGAAUAUGAUGGAAGGAUUAAUGAUAACACUUGCACCCACUAUGUGGUGAUGUUCUGGCUUUGCUCCCUCUUAA
Papaver somniferum (opium poppy) is the source of this 1502-nucleotide messenger RNA. RefSeq names its product E3 ubiquitin-protein ligase At3g02290-like. Gene Ontology annotation, molecular function: ubiquitin-protein transferase activity. Lineage: Eukaryota; Viridiplantae; Streptophyta; Magnoliopsida; Ranunculales; Papaveraceae. The transcript has 5 exons. The coding region runs from base 527 to 1180 and encodes 217 amino acids. The record is from RefSeq and is a predicted model, not a curated record.